Messenger RNA from Talaromyces marneffei, 717 nucleotides. RefSeq lists its product as uncharacterized. The transcript is spliced from 5 exons. NCBI's taxonomy places the organism in Eukaryota, Fungi, Ascomycota, Eurotiomycetes, Eurotiales, Trichocomaceae. Bases 1 to 717 code for a protein of 238 amino acids. Gene Ontology annotation, molecular function: oxidoreductase activity, acting on the CH-OH group of donors, NAD or NADP as acceptor. The record is from RefSeq and is a predicted model, not a curated record.
AUGUCUUCCUGGGUGAUUACCGGAGUUUCGCGUGGCCUUGGUCUCGAGUUCGUUCGCCAGCUCUCUGAAAACCCAUCCAACACUGUCUUCGGCCUGGCCCGCGAUAAAGCAGCCGUCGAGUCCAAGGUUGCUGCUGAAAUCGGCCGGGACAAUAUUCACAUCAUUCAGGCCGACACCACGGACCCAUUGGCAUUGGAGGAAGCAGUUCAGUAUGUCUCUGAGCAAACCAGCGGUACCCUUGACUAUGUCAUAGCCAAUGCCGCGCUCCAAGCCAAGACUGCAUUAGUUGGUUUUGAUACUCUGGGCCGCGAUCCAAAAGCCCUUGAACAAGAUUUGAUUGAUCACUUCCGAGUCAAUAGCAUCGGCGCAGUUCAUGUUUUCAAUGCCUUUAUGCCCUUGAUUCUAAAAGGUCGGGCGAAGAAAGUAAUCGCCAUCUCCACGGGCAUGUCGGACCCUGAGAUGACCCUCAAAGCCGAUAUCUACCAAGCCACAUCUUAUGCAAUGAGCAAGGCUGCUCUUAACAUGGCAAUAGCCAAGUUCAGUGCCGUGUACCGUGAGAAGGGCGUCCUCUGCAUGGCCAUAUGCCCUGGUGCUGUAGACACCGGCAGUCUUAAUAUUGAAACGGAGCAGGAGGAACAGUUGGCUAUGGCUAUGUCUGGGAAGUUUAAACAAUAUUCACCCACCUUCAAAGGGCCUAUGAAACAAACCUUCAGAUAG